This is a messenger RNA of Psammomys obesus (fat sand rat), 2139 nucleotides long. RefSeq names its product RAN, member RAS oncogene family (gene Ran). Lineage: Eukaryota; Metazoa; Chordata; Mammalia; Rodentia; Muridae. The record is from RefSeq and is a predicted model, not a curated record. The transcript has 7 exons. Gene Ontology annotation, molecular function: GTPase activity; GTP binding. The coding region runs from base 111 to 761 and encodes 216 amino acids. Gene Ontology annotation, cellular component: cytoplasm; nucleus. Gene Ontology annotation, biological process: ribosomal subunit export from nucleus; protein import into nucleus.
CGUCCGCUGCGUCUCCGGCAUUUGAAUCGCGCUUCCGCCAUCUUUCCAGCUUCAGUCGGACAGGCGCGGAGACUCUUCUGGAAGCCGCUCUCUCCCGCAGGAUCGCCGCGAUGGCCGCCCAGGGAGAGCCGCAGGUCCAGUUCAAGCUCGUCCUGGUGGGCGACGGCGGCACCGGGAAGACGACGUUCGUGAAGCGCCACUUGACGGGCGAGUUCGAGAAGAAGUAUGUAGCCACCCUGGGCGUGGAGGUGCACCCGCUCGUCUUCCAUACCAACAGAGGACCCAUCAAGUUCAACGUGUGGGACACAGCCGGCCAGGAGAAGUUCGGGGGCCUGCGCGAUGGCUACUACAUCCAAGCCCAGUGUGCCAUUAUAAUGUUUGAUGUAACAUCAAGAGUUACUUACAAGAACGUACCUAACUGGCAUAGAGAUCUGGUACGAGUGUGUGAAAACAUCCCCAUUGUAUUGUGUGGCAACAAGGUGGAUAUUAAGGACAGGAAAGUGAAAGCAAAAUCUAUUGUUUUCCACCGAAAGAAGAAUCUCCAGUACUAUGACAUUUCUGCCAAAAGUAACUACAACUUUGAAAAGCCUUUCCUCUGGCUUGCCAGAAAGCUCAUUGGAGAUCCUAACUUGGAGUUUGUUGCCAUGCCCGCUCUUGCCCCACCUGAGGUGGUCAUGGACCCAGCUUUGGCAGCACAGUAUGAACAUGAUUUAGAGGUUGCUCAAACGACUGCCCUCCCGGAUGAGGAUGAUGACCUGUGAGAAAGUGAAGCUGAAGCCCUGCGUCAGAAGUCUAGUUUUAUAGGCAACUGUCCUGUGAUGUCAGCGGUGCAGCGUGUGUGCCACCUUAUUUAGCUAACAGAUCGUGUACUUCAUUGGGAUGCUGAAGGAGAUGAAUGGGCUUCGGAGUGAAUGUGGCAGUUAAAACAUACUUUCAUUUUUUUUGGACUUGCAUAUUUAGCUGUUUGGAACAGAGUUGUUUCCUUCCUGAAUUUCAAAGAUAAGACUGCUACAGUCGCAUCACAAUACUCAGUGGUGAAACCUUGUUUGUUACUGUCAUUCCCAUUCUUUUCGUUUAGAAUCAGAAUAAAGUUGUAUUUCAAAUAAUCUAAACAAGUGAAUCAUCCCUUGUAAGCAUAUUAAAGCCACUAACAUAGGGGAGCUUGUGUCAUAUUAAUAGUUAAAUGCUUUUGCUUAUUCGAUUUUCUUGUGCCUACUUUUGCAAACAUUUGGAUUGAGUCAUGACCUAACCGUCCCUGUACAGGUGUAAGAUUUCAGUAUGUCCGCAUCAUAUGUUUAAGGAUUGUAGUUGACUGUAACCUUCAGAAGUCAGAACUGUUACUGGGAUAGAAGCUUGAGGGUUUUCUGAGAGUACAUUUUGUUUUCAUGUUGGUUUCCAUGUCUAAUGUUGAUUCUUUAAGAUGUUAACUGCUUUCAAGUGGUGGCUCAUGCCUUGAGUGAUGAUCUCAGGAGGCAGGGGCAAGAAGAUGCCUACCUAGUGUUCAGAGCAAGUUCCAGUUUAGCCAGGACUGAGAUGUGUCUCCAAAAAAAAAAAAAAAAUUCAUGGCAGGCUUUGUUACAGUAUUAACAGCAUCUGAUGAUUCUCCUCCCCCCAGGGUUUUUUUAGGCAGUGCAAGAAAGGAAAUGCUAGAAUAGGCCAGAGUACUACCACUAUCAAUUGAACCUUUAUCUUAGGUUUGUCAUCCCAUCAGAACUACCUUGUACUCAGAUGUAAACAGGCGAUUCUGUGGGCUCUGUUGGUCAAGUCUACCAAAGUUCUUUAGAUGGUUACUUGUUUUUUUUUUUUUUUUCCAAAGAAGGUAGAGUUAUUUAAAUAAAAGGAGGAUGAAAGGAAGUUGUUCUGUGCACUAGCCUUAAUAGACUGAUUUCAAAACUCAAUUUGAUGUAUAUGCUAUGCUACAAUCAGGUGAAGACCCCCUCCCCUGACCAGGAUGAAACCUCAUUUAGAUCUCUUGAAUUAAUACAAUGUGUGUAAACCUGGUAUAGAAUGUAGAACCUUACCACUUACUGAGUUUUGUAACAGUUAAAUUUGGGAGCUGCUUACGUGUGUUUAGCCAGAGUACAGAGGAUUUACAUUUAUUGAAAGAACUGUUAAAUAUAUCACUUCUGCUUUGCCUCA